This is a messenger RNA of Ctenocephalides felis (cat flea), 3578 nucleotides long. RefSeq names its product probable ATP-dependent RNA helicase DDX46 (gene Prp5). Gene Ontology annotation, cellular component: nucleus. The record is from RefSeq and is a predicted model, not a curated record. The transcript is spliced from 16 exons. Gene Ontology annotation, molecular function: ATP binding; nucleic acid binding; RNA helicase activity. Gene Ontology annotation, biological process: mRNA splicing, via spliceosome. Bases 185 to 3121 code for a protein of 978 amino acids. Lineage: Eukaryota; Metazoa; Arthropoda; Insecta; Siphonaptera; Pulicidae.
UAAACUUAACCACAGAUUUUAGAUUCUUCAACACAGAUUUCUUUAUUAUAAAUUGUAACAUUUUUAGUCAAAAUUGUUAUUGUAUAAGUGAAUUUGAACUAGAUUUUACAACAUAGUAAGCAAUGUCAAUGUAUUAUUUAUAAUAAUAUUUGUUGAAAUUUAAAACUAUUUAUAUUUCAUUAUAAUGGUGCGAAGCAGUCGCGAUGGAAGACGUAGAAGUCGAAGUGUUUCUCCUUCUGUAGAACGUAAACGGCGUCGAUCCCGCAGCAGAGAUAGGGGCUCUAAGUCAAGUAGGCAUCGAAGAUCUAGAUCUCGAGACAGACGAGACAGAAGUCGUGAUAGAAGAAGAGCUGAUAGUAAAGAGAAGGAGCGAAAUCGCGAGAGUCGAUCCCGUAGAUACUCACGUUCCUCAUCCAAGGAAAGAGAAAAGGAAAAAUCACGUAAUGCAAAGGAAGAUAAAGAGGAUCAUUUUGUUCCAAGUCUUGUAGAAAAGGAAGAAGAGCAAAAGCGACUUGAAGCAGAAAUGCAAAAAAGGCGCGAAAGAAUUGAGAGAUGGCGUGCUGAAAGAAAGAUGAAAGAAAUGGAGGUUUCUAAAAAAGACAAGUCUUCAUUCUUAGCAAACCUUCAACUACCAAGUGCCAAAAAAUGGUCUCUAGAAGAUGAUAGUGGUGAUGAUGCUGAUGCUGACGAUAAUAAAGGUGCAUCAGGAGAAGGUGAAAUGGAAAUUGAUCCCUUGGAUGCAUUUAUGGAGAGUGUACAAGACGAAGUCCGAAAGGUCAAUAAAUUGAGCAAGGUCAAAACUAAUACUGCUAAAACAGCUGGAGUCGUAAUAGUUACAGGGGUGGCCACUCAAAAGACAGAGAAAAAUAAAGGGGAGCUUAUUGAACAGAACCAAGAUGGAUUAGAAUAUUCAUCUGAAGAAGAACAAGAAGAUAUAAAAGACACUGCCGUCAACUUUGCAAAUAAACAGAAGAAAGACCUUGCCAAAGUGGAUCAUGAUGAAAUUUCAUACACAAAAUUCCGCAAAGCAUUUUAUGUCGAAGUACCUGAAAUAGCACGAAUGACUAAUGAAGAGGUGGAAAAAUAUAAAGAAGAGAUGGAAGGCAUUGCAGUUAGAGGAAAAGGAUGUCCAAAACCUGUUAAGGCAUGGGCACAGUGUGGUGUGUCAAAAAAAGAAUUAGAUAUAUUAAAAAAAUUGGGUUAUGAGAAACCCACACCAAUUCAAGCCCAAGCUAUUCCUGCCAUAAUGUCAGGCAGAGACUUGAUUGGAAUUGCAAAAACAGGCAGUGGUAAAACACUAGCAUUCAUGCUUCCUAUGUUCAGGCAUAUUUUAGAUCAACCACCCUUAGAGGAAACUGAUGGACCAGUCGCUAUUAUUAUGACUCCGACCCGAGAGUUAUGUAUGCAAAUUGGAAAAGAUAUACGAAAGUUUUCUAAAAGUUUAGGUUUAAGGCCAGUAUGUGUUUAUGGAGGCACAGGUAUAUCAGAGCAAAUAGCUGAAUUAAAAAGAGGUGCAGAAAUUAUUAUUUGUACUCCAGGAAGAAUGAUAGAUAUGUUGGCAGCGAAUUCUGGCAGAGUGACAAAUUUAAGGAGAGUGACAUACAUUGUUUUAGAUGAAGCUGAUAGGAUGUUUGACAUGGGAUUUGAACCACAGGUAAUGCGUAUUAUAGACAAUGUAAGACCUGAUCGCCAAACUGUUAUGUUUAGCGCAACAUUCCCAAGACAAAUGGAAGCAUUAGCUAGGAGGAUUCUUCAAAAGCCAAUAGAAGUUCAAGUUGGAGGUAGAAGUGUAGUUUGUAAAGAUGUGGAACAAAAUGUUGCUAUUCUGGAAGAAGAUGCAAAAUUCUUCAAACUUUUGGAACUACUUGGGUUAUAUCAACAAUUAGGUAGCAUUAUAGUAUUUGUGGAUAAACAAGAAAAUGCAGAUAUAUUACUCAAAGAUUUGAUGAAAGCAAGUUAUAAUUGUAUGAGCCUUCAUGGAGGGAUUGACCAAUUUGAUAGGGAUUCGACAAUAAUUGAUUUUAAGAGUGGAAAGGUCAAGUUAUUGAUUGCCACAUCAGUUGCUGCAAGGGGUUUGGAUGUUAAGCAAUUGAUAUUAGUUGUCAAUUAUGAUUGCCCAAAUCACUAUGAAGAUUACGUUCAUAGAUGUGGAAGAACAGGUAGGGCGGGUAAUAAAGGUUAUGCAUGGACAUUCUUGACCCUUGAGCAAGGAAGAUAUGCUGGUGAUAUCAUCAGAGCUUUAGAACUAUCUGGGAGUACUGUGCCUGAUUCGCUUCGAACAUUAUGGGAUAAUUACAAGACUGAACAAGAAGCUCUUGGCAAAAAAGUACACACAGGUGGAGGUUUUAGUGGAAAAGGUUUCAAAUUUGAUGAAUCUGAGGCAGCUGCAGUAUCUGAACGUAAAAAGCUCCAAAAGGCUGCAUUAGGUCUUCAAGACUCAGAUGACGAAGACAUGGAACAAGAUAUUGAUCAGCAUAUUGAAAACCUCUUUGCUACCAAACGCACAGUAAAGGAAGUUAAGGCUCCCAACUUACUUGCUCAGUUAGGCAAUGUUUCAAAUACAACUACAGAUAAAUUGGAAUUAGCAAGGAAAUUGGCUUCGCAAAUCAAUCUGGCCAAGAAUCUUGGAACUGAAGCAAAAGGUGCAACACAGCAAGCUGCUGAGGCUAUUCUAAAAGGAGCCGGAGCACAACCAUUGAUCACUGCUAAAACAGUUGCUGAACAAUUGGCAGCUAAGCUCAACACUAAAUUGAAUUAUCAACCUAAAGAGGAGGAUGAUCGUUUAGCAGGAGAUGAACCAGAUCAAACAUUCCGCAAAUUUGAAGAAGAACUAGAAAUUAAUGACUUUCCACAGCAGGCAAGGUGGAGAGUCACUAGUAAAGAAGCUCUUGCACAGAUCAGUGAAUAUUCUGAGGCAGGUCUCACAGUACGUGGCACAUUUGUCGCUCCUGGUAAAUCACCACCAGAGGGUGAACGUAAAUUGUACUUGGCUAUUGAAAGUUCUAAUGAACUUGCAGUGUCCAGAGCAAAAUCAGAAAUCACUAGGCUUAUCAAGGAAGAAUUGCUGAAGUUACAGAGCUCUCAUCAUGCAGUAAACAAAGCCAGAUACAAAGUUUGUUAGAAGAAACAUGUUUUAUUGAAGAGACAUUAUCUAUAAUGGGACAGAUGUAUCUAAAAUAUACAUGUCUUUUUUUAAAUUCAAUAUGUUUUGUAGUGUGGUGUGAUUGAUUGACAUAUUUGCAGAUGGAUGUGUGUAAAUAGUUUAAAUAUUGUCUCCCAUUGUAAUUUGUAAUACAAAUUUCAUUUUCAUUUAGAUUAAAAUGUAUUAGAAAUUUUUAUUAUAUGUUACUGAUAAUUACUAAUAUUUAAGUGGAUAUAUAACCACUCAAUGUUUAUUUCCAAUAUUAGAAUGCACAUCAGUUUGUAGAGAGAAAUGUGUACAUAUUUUUGAAUUUAUUCGUGGGGUGCAUUUCACUUUCUGGAAAACUCUAAAUAACUUUAUAAUAAAUAUGGUUUUGCAGAACAACUAAAAAUACAGCAAUGUAGUGAAGCAAUAUUUAAUUCAUGAAGUGAAAUAU